Molecule: messenger RNA, 1838 nt
Organism: Hippocampus zosterae (dwarf seahorse)
Lineage: Eukaryota; Metazoa; Chordata; Actinopteri; Syngnathiformes; Syngnathidae
Gene: mfng
Product: MFNG O-fucosylpeptide 3-beta-N-acetylglucosaminyltransferase
Exons: 7
Coding region: 135-1202 (355 amino acids)
Biological process (GO): regulation of Notch signaling pathway
Cellular component (GO): membrane
Molecular function (GO): O-fucosylpeptide 3-beta-N-acetylglucosaminyltransferase activity
Source: RefSeq, a predicted model, not a curated record
GGUCUGUUUGUGUGUGUAGGUGCGUGUGGUGACGUCACGAACCCCACGCAAAAAAAAAGAGGAAGGCGAUGGAAAGCACUUGUGACAAUGUCGUAUACUAAUUCCUUCUUUUGAUUUUGAAUGAAUUGCUCACGAUGAAGAGAUGGUUCGGUCGCAGGUUGCCGCUCUUCAUCCUCGCCCUCAUCGCAGUUCUUUACGUCCACUUUGAGUGGGACGUCGGCCGGCUCUCGGGGCUCUUGCCAGCGGCGGCUCGUCGUCGCCUCCCCUCCGGCUUCCGAAGCCCUCGUGCCGUCACAGCCGUCACCCCCGAGUCGAGGGCCACCACCGCCGCGCCGGGGCGCCGCCGAGCGUCUGGGCUGCGGCUGGAGGACAUCUUCAUCUCGGUCAAGACCACCGGAAGGUUCCAUGGGACGCGCCUGGCCCUCCUUUUGAAGACUUGGAUCUCCACAACCAAGACGCACACGUUCAUUUUUACCGACACGGACGACGACCACUUGAAGGCCGAAGGCUACAACAUGGUGAUGACGAGCUGCUCUCCGGACCACAGUCAGCAGGCUCUGGCGUGCAAGAUGGCCGCCGAGUACAACGGCUUCCUGGCGUCCGACAAGAGGUGGUUUUUUCACGUGGACGAUGACAACUACGUGAACGGCGAGGCUCUGGUCGCCACGCUCGCCGCCUUCCCGCAAGAUGGCGACAUCUACGUGGGCAAGGCCAGUCUUUACAAACCAAUCACAGCUCACGAGCUCAUGGAGGGAAACCAAACGAGGGAAGUGAAGUUCUGGUUCGCCACGGGAGGAGCUGGAUUCUGUUUGAGUCGGCGUCUGGCCCACAAGAUGUCGCCCUGGGCCCGUGGCUCUCGCUUCCAGGAGACAUCGGCGAAGAUCCGUCUGCCCGACGAUUGCACGGUGGGCUUCAUUGUGGAGGACCGCGUGGGUGUCCCCAUGGUCCACUGCCCAUUGUUCCACUCGCACUUGGAGAACCUCAUGCUGCUUCGCCGCGCCAGCAUCCCGCACCAGGUGACUCUGAGUUACGGCCUGCUAGAGGAUAAGUUGAACAGUGUGGAGCUAAAAGGAAGUUUCUCCAAAGAAGAAGAUCCAUCCAGGUCAGCCAAAUCAGUCGGUCAGUCAUUGAGCAAUCAUGAAAAAAAAAAGUGUACUUUGGAAUCAGGUUCAAGACCCUGCACUGCUUGCUACACCCGCUAACCAGUUGGUGUCCCUGAACCACUACCAAGGAAAACCAGGAUCAGGACUUCAAAGCCUCCCAGUACAGUCUGGUGAUCAUCGUGACUUGGAAAGAGUCAAAUUUGAACAGCACUUUUAUUCAGCAAAUGUUCAAUUGUUUAUACAUUUGUCGUAUAACACCUUUCAAUCCAUUUUAAUACAUAUGACAUUUUAAAACAAAACAAAAAAAGCUUUUCCCGCCUGGCGGAAGUAGGGCGUGUCCUACCUCCACGGACUAGCCAAUCAUACGGCAGCUGGGCGUGUCCCGGCAUCGUCUCCAGUGCCAUUCGGACGAAAAGCCUGAGCGGCGAAAAUCUUCAGGUGACUUCCUGAUACAAGUGGCGGGGAGAGCCCCGCAUUCAUUCACUCACCUAAAUUCAUUCACUCUUCUCUCGUGUGAAGCAGCUGAUUGAUCAGCUCUUCCGCAUUUUAGUCCGUGUACAGCAAGCACUUUGUAAGCAGCCGUGGCUGUUUUCAUGUGCUCUCGAAAUACGGUUGAGUUGAGCUGAGGAUUCCCGAGUUCAGGGCAAGUCAACGAAAUCACAAGUCACCCGGACAGAUGUUUUAAUCAACCCGUGGACGUGAAUAAAUCUCGCACUGCGCUUGCAUGUGUAAAAU